AGCCGGAUUUAUGGAUGAGGAGGAGUGUGAGGACAGCACAGACGAGUGCGGCGUGAGCGAGGCAGCCAUGCUGGCCGGCCUGUACGACGAGCACGUGGUCAAGGACGAGCUCGUGCUGGGGCCGGAGCGCCCGCACCGCCCCACAGUCGCCCCGGUGGUGAGAGCGCCCACUCUUGUCUCCUCUGCUGUGGUGUCGGGUCGGCGCCGCUCGUGCUCGGUCAGGCUGGAGCGCCUGCUGGUGGACGCGGAGCGGCGCACCUGCCGGGUCGGGCGCCGCACAUACAAGCUGCACGCCACCGAGCCCGCACCCACACCCCAUGUCACCACCACCAUCUAUCAAUGUCACCAUUGCGGCAAACUGUUCAGGAGCAAGUCGGUUUUGAAGAAGCACGUACACACUCACUCGCCUUUACAUAAUUCGACCGUAGGGGAUUAUGGUUUAGAACGACAUCAAAUGCUACACAGUGACAAAAAACUGUAUAAAAAGGCUCACAUUAUGCACUCUGGCGAUAAGCCUUUCAGGUGUAAAUACUGUGAAUACGAGAGUAGUAGAAAAUCAAAUUUACGGACUCACCUGAAGAGUCACACAGACGAGAAGCCUUUCAGGUGUACACACUGUUCCUACAAGUGUAGAAGAAAAGCACAGUUACGGAAACACCUGAUGAUUCACGCAGACGAGAAGCAUAUCAGUUGUAGUCACUGUAGCUACAAGUGUAGAAGAAAAGGAGAGUUACAGAGUCACCUGAUGACUCACACAGACGAGAAACCUUUCAGUUGUAGUCACUGUGGCUACAAGUGUAAAAGAAAAGCACAGUUACGGAAACACCUGAUGACUCACACAGACGAGAAGCAUAUCAGUUGUAGUCACUGUAGUUACAAGUGUAAAAGAAAAGGAGAGUUACAGAGUCACCUGAUGACUCACACAGACGAGAAGCCUUUCAGCUGUAGUCACUGUAGCUACAAGUGUAGAAGUAAAGCAAAGUUACAGCGUCACCUGAUAACUCACACAGACGAGAAGCCUUUCAGUUGUAUACACUGUGGCUACAAGUGUAGAAGAAAAGAACAGUUACGGUCUCACCUGAUGAAUCACACAGACGAGAAGCCUUUUAGGUGUACGCACUGUGUCUACAAGUGUAAAAGAAAAGCACAAUUACAGGUUCACCUGAUGACUCACACAGACGAGAAGCCUUUCAGUUGUAGUCUCUGUAGCUACAAGUGUAGAAGUAAAGCAGAUUUACAGCGUCACCUGAUGAUUCACACAGACGAGAAGCCUUUCAGUUGUAGUCACUGUGGCUACAAGUGUAAAAGAAAAGCACAGUUACGGUCUCACCUGGUGAAUCACACAGACGAGAAGCCUUUUAGGUGUACGCACUGUGCCUACAAGUGUAAAAGAAAAGCACAAUUACAGGUUCACCUGAUGACUCACACAGACGAGAAGCCUUUCCGUUGUAGCCACUGUGACCACAAGUUUAGAUUAGCAGAUUUACAGGCUCAUGCGAUGACACACGGACGAGAAGCUUUUCAGGUGCACUCAGUGACCACAAGUUAAGAACAAAAGCACCGUUACGGAAACACCUUAUGACUCACACAAGCGAGAAGCAUUUCAGGUGUACUCACUGUGCGUACAAGCGUAGUAGA
Messenger RNA from Cydia splendana, 1638 nucleotides. RefSeq names its product gastrula zinc finger protein XlCGF57.1-like. Lineage: Eukaryota; Metazoa; Arthropoda; Insecta; Lepidoptera; Tortricidae. The transcript is spliced from 2 exons. Bases 11 to 1549 code for a protein of 512 amino acids. The record is from RefSeq and is a predicted model, not a curated record.